AUGCACAAUAUAAAGUCUUUCAAUUCGCGUACAAAUGGUAAAUUUAUUCCCAGGAAUUUCGACGAAACCAGCGAAUUUGCAUAUGAGUAUGUGGAGUACGAAGCCAAUGAGGCCACUGGCACACUCGAUGGGGAAGAUGAAGCUGGUUCAGUGCAUAAUGGAUAUGUUUUCACCUUUACUGCCAUCUUUUUUCAACGUUUCUUUAAAAAUCAAUUGCGUCCAAAAGAAUGGACAAGGCUAACUGCUGAUGGAGAUACAGUUACUGAUAUCGUAGAUUUUUUAUGGGAUGUUGCAAAGGUAAAAAUUGAACGGCAGGUGAUAUUUGAUAACGAUAUCCCCAAAUGGUCAGAAAAUGCAACUCCCACAGUGAAUGAUGCGAAUGACUUCGUCUCACUGCAAGACACUACUAAAAAGAAAUUCUAUUUAAUAGAUUCUCUCACUUCUAGAAUUUUGAGAGGUUGGAAAGAUAAGCAGGUGCGAGUAUAUGUGUACGUUUGGUCGAUCAAUGUGGGAACUAGCAGUCAACAUCAAGCCAUAUUGCGAAAGUUACUUUCUCAACAAAAUACAGAUAAAGCUGGGGCACAUUCAAUCAGAGACGAUUCAGCUCUAGCGGAUGCACUCCGCGAUAAUCAUACUCAUCUGGAAGGUCAUUACAGCUCAUGGCUUCUGUGGGCAAAUUUUUUUCACUCGUCUCCAGCGCAUAAGCAUGAUGAAUUGAAAAGUUCUGCAACACCACCAUUACAAUUAUCGAAAUAUUUUCGUUGGGUUGCUACGUCUGAGCCAAGCAGAUUGAAGGCCGUAUAUAAAGGAUUAAUUGUCGCUCAACACAAUAAUAGUGGAUGGCUGAGAGAGAUUGGAAAUGUAAACAGGUUGUAA
This is a messenger RNA of Wyeomyia smithii (pitcher-plant mosquito), 876 nucleotides long. RefSeq lists its product as uncharacterized. NCBI's taxonomy places the organism in Eukaryota, Metazoa, Arthropoda, Insecta, Diptera, Culicidae. The transcript has a single exon. The record is from RefSeq and is a predicted model, not a curated record. The coding region runs from base 1 to 876 and encodes 291 amino acids.